UGGAGACUGGCGUUCCGGGGAGCGGGUUUAGUGUGGGACCGGACGUAAGCGGAGCUCUUUGAUGUGGCGCCGGGUCUGCCUUGGUCCCAAGUGUGGCGAAGGGUGAAGAAGGAGGUCGGGGAGUGACUGCAGAGCCUCUCCUGAAUGGCUUCUCCUGUGAUGGUUGUGCGUCUCCCUCGGGGCCCUGAUGGACAGAGCAGAGGUUUUGAUCCAACGUCUGAACGCUACCAUGCCUUAGCACCUUCCUCCAUUCAAGCUUCAAACAAUUGUUCCAGUUCCUGCCUGAAGGAGGAGCAGCGAUCACGUUCUGUGCUCCGGGAACGCUUUUUGCGAAGUCUGAUUACAAUGACGGGGAAGCGAGUGACCUUUACGAUGUAUGAGCAGGUCACUGUCACUGCAACGUUCACUGCCUCUGACAUUGACAUCCUGAACUUCCAAGUUUCAGACUUGCAAACACCAUUAGGUGUUCAGAAGGAAGCGUUACUGCGCUGUACUGACAUUAUUGCUUGUACAUUUAACCUUUAACGCACGCAUACUAUUCAUUAGAAUGGCUGUUGAACCCUUCAGCUGCCUGGGUGAAAUCCGAGUCAUAACACUUGGGGUGAGAUCUUAUUCCUCUCUAUGUUGAGGAUUUCGACAUCAUUAAAAUACAUUUGUUCUCUGUAGGGGAAUUGCUCGUUGUCUGAGAUGAGAGGUAUAAAACACAGUGUUAUUAACAUUUCUAAAUUUUGUUUGUUCAGUAAAAAGCAGAAUAAAGGUUUUUUUUAGUUUUAGAGUAUGACUCCAAAG
Molecule: messenger RNA, 789 nt
Organism: Pristis pectinata (smalltooth sawfish)
Lineage: Eukaryota; Metazoa; Chordata; Chondrichthyes; Rhinopristiformes; Pristidae
Gene: gemin7
Product: gem (nuclear organelle) associated protein 7
Exons: 2
Coding region: 145-525 (126 amino acids)
Biological process (GO): spliceosomal snRNP assembly
Cellular component (GO): SMN-Sm protein complex
Source: RefSeq, a predicted model, not a curated record